UCCGAGUGUGUUCCCACAUCGGGAGAGAGUUGAAUCCAGAGUCAUUCCACUGGUUGUUGUUGAGGAUAUCACAUCAAGAAACUGCAAACAUGGUUGAGAAGUUUGUUGGGACGUGGAAGAUGAUUUCCAGCGAGAACUUUGACGACUACAUGAAGGCAAUUGGUGUGGGAUUUGCGACCCGCCAGGUGGGGAAUCGGACCAAGCCCAAUUUGGUAGUGACCGUGGACGAGCAAGGGAUUGUAUGCUUGAAAUCUCAAAGCACCUUCAAAACGACCGAAAUCAAGUUCAAGCUCAACGAGCCAUUUGAAGAGACGACCGCCGACGAUAGGAAGACACGGACCGUGGUGACUCUGGAGAACGGAAAACUUGUGCAGAAACAGAGCUGGGAUGGCAAAGAAACGAAUAUCGAGAGGGAGAUCGCAGAUGGGAAAUUGAUAGCGUCCGCACCUGAUGUCUGUCCUUUCUCCCCCCUCCCCACAGAAAUGCAUAAUGGGAGACGUGGUCGCAGUGAGGAUGUAUGUAAAGGAGGCAUGACGGGGUCCCUUCAGCCCUCCCGUCGGUUGCAUUGCUGGAUGACAGGCUCAGUUCAAUGAGCGUAAAACCAAACUAAAGUAACGCCGUGUUCUGCUGUUACUAUUCUUUAUCUUCACUGUGUUGCCAAAAUUAAAUUUCCGUGCCUCUGUUCUCCAACAUGAUACAUUUGGUUUCAUUUGGAAUUGUUGUGGUGAUUUGAAUAAAAAUGAAAUUUGUCAAAA
This is a messenger RNA of Siniperca chuatsi (mandarin fish), 755 nucleotides long. RefSeq names its product fatty acid binding protein 4a (gene fabp4a). NCBI's taxonomy places the organism in Eukaryota, Metazoa, Chordata, Actinopteri, Centrarchiformes, Sinipercidae. The coding region runs from base 90 to 593 and encodes 167 amino acids. Gene Ontology annotation, cellular component: nucleus; cytosol. The transcript has 4 exons. Gene Ontology annotation, biological process: fatty acid transport. The record is from RefSeq and is a predicted model, not a curated record. Gene Ontology annotation, molecular function: fatty acid binding.